ACUGCUAAUCAAGGCCCAAGCACUUCGCAACACUGCGCUAAAGCUACACCCGUCGCAUUCCUCAACUUCUAUUCCGCUCGCUUAAAGCCUCGUACAAGUAAGUAGCCUUGACGCCCAUGAGUCGACUGGUGGUCGCCAUCGGCCACGUCGAGUUCACGGGCGGUAGAGAGGUCCUAUACGUCGUCAAGGUGCAGCAGGACGUCGACGAGUGGGAGGUGCGCCGCACGUACUCGGACUUCCGCAAGCUGCGCGACGAUGUCCAGCGCGUCAUGAAGGACGCGCGUGCGCACAUCCUGGACGACGCAUGCUCGCGCGAGUUUGCGCGCGAGUUGCAGGAACUGCCGUUCCCAGCCAAGCGGCUAUUCGGCAGCAAGAAGGACCACGUGGUCAAGGAACGCGCCGUGGAGCUGCACCGCUUCCUCAUUAAGCUUUUGUUCCUCACGCACAAGUACCGCAAGGCGCAGAAGGCGCGUUAUGAUCAGUAUAUUCAGGCACUACCGGCUCACCAACAGGCCGCGUAUGCGGCGCUGCAGGACCGCACACAGGCCAGCGUCAGUGUGUUCUAUCUGUUGCGAGACUUCUUAAAGCCGAUUACGAUCAAAACGGACGUACCGCCGCACUCAGGAGACUUAUUGGGGUCCGCAGGAACGGGCAAUAACAACGGGACAGGAGACGACGGCGACAACUCGCCUACGCGACUCAUCCGAGAGAGCAAAAUCUUGGCUAUGAGGAGCUCCAACCCCAGCAGCGAGAAGAAGAGCCGCGAGGCUGAAAAAAUGCAACAAAAGCGCAGAGAACAGCAACUGGGACAACUACGCAAAGAACAACACAAGCAACAACCUGUGGAACACAAGAACGAGGCCGUAAAUCCUGCUAACGACACGUCGCUUUAUGAGCGUAAUAGUACUCCAAAAACAGCCAAAAUGAACGACUUAUUGGCCGCAUCGGAACGUUCCAAGGCUGAAGCCAACUCCCUACGUGACCAGUUCUUACAGAAACAACACAGCACGUCAGCACUGGCCAAUGAACACCGGAAACAGCGACAUUAUUCGACGCCUGACGGUACUACUGGCGAGUGGAAAAACCGCAGUGCACGGGCAAUUACUUCUGCUACAACAGCGAGCUCAGUGGCGUCUUCACAUGACGAAUCCGAGCCGGAGAAGGAGAAAUUUAUCUCGUCUUCAGCCACUCCGUCCUCGACGUCCUCGACGGCAUCUGUUGAGGAAGUGAAGCUCGUGGAUUUGUCGUCUCUGGCGCAAUACAAGACCAAGAGAAGCUCUAGAAGAGGCAGCCACUCCAGUGACAAGUCCAAGUCGUCUCACAAAUCCACAAGCAAAGAGAAACGUGCCUCACGUAAAGAGAAGAAGAGUCCGUCGCGUACGAAGAGGAAGGCCAAGUCGGCCAAGAACAUCCAGAUGAGCGACUCUGAACGCAUGUCCCGCGUCAGUUCAGCGCUGAACGCUCAAGCCAUUUCGAUCAAUGCACAGCGAGAACUGGAAAAGUAUCUGACUGAGUACAGCGCCAUCAUGAUCUUACGUUACGUGGACCGGUUUAUCAAUAAGGCGGUGAUGAAAGCCCCUGGUUGUUACCGUGUGAAUGCACAACAUCGACUGGUUAUUGAUGGACAGAGAUUCCUCCAAGAACUGGAAGAAACCUUUACAGAUCUGCCGAAUAACUUUGGUGAAUUAUUCCGUGUCGGAGCUCCUGGAGACUCGGAUGAGUAUGGUUUCCCUCCAGCAUUGGACAAGUACGUACAGUUGAAGUGGGAUUCAUUCCAAGCUAUGGGCAGUAGCAGUGUCAGUCACGAUAACGGACACAGCAGUGCAGCGGAUCAAACUUCGGACUCGGAUGAUUCAGAUACGGAAUACGAGUACGAAGAAGUGGGCGGAGGCGGCUACAUGACGGCCAAGCAGCAGUUCUCGAACGAUGAAGAGUCCAUGUUGCAAGAAAUGAUUGCCAACGGUACAGCUGGACGCGAACAGAUGCUGCGACUUCGACGUCAAAUGAACGAACAAGGCUGGAAUCGGCGUGAGAAUCCAGGGUCUCGAUCGCACCGCGUGAUCGAGGAGGUUUCAUCGUCCGACUCGGAUGAAGAGGCGGUAGCUCGACAGAGAGAGAAGCGCAGAUCCAAGCGACGUGAACCCAAGCGGAGCGUGUCCUGCGUGGUGGAGAAAUACCAGCAGGAGCAGAACGCGAGACGGAAGGACCGCCUCAGUCGAGUGCAGAGUAUGGGCGGUCAGAGUAUUGGCGGUUUUGUGUAAAAUACAUUCAAGCGAGUGGUGCAGCGAUCAGGAAGCGAGAACUUUGAAACAGCACCAGAUUGAGGCGUCUACGAGCCUCUUCGAUCCAGCCCCAUGGUGUCGCCAUCGCGCUAAAAACAUUGAUGGAAUAAGUGCAGUAACAACCACACAAUCAACACGUCAGCAGUCUUUCUCUUUUUUUCGUUCUCCUUGCUCCUCUACAAAAUCUCGAGUCAGGUUACUGCCGUGGUGGUGGAAUAAGGAUAGUCGAGCGGCUUUGCUAGAUUUUUCGAGUUUAUCUGCAUACAGGCGGAGCUAACACUGGCGUAAUAGACUGUAUAAAUCAAUUAGCG
This is a messenger RNA of Phytophthora nicotianae INRA-310, 2593 nucleotides long. RefSeq lists its product as hypothetical. NCBI's taxonomy places the organism in Eukaryota, Oomycota, Peronosporomycetes, Peronosporales, Peronosporaceae. Bases 117 to 2261 code for a protein of 714 amino acids. The record is from RefSeq and is a predicted model, not a curated record. Gene Ontology annotation, molecular function: phosphatidylinositol binding. The transcript has a single exon.